This is a messenger RNA of Penicillium bovifimosum, 411 nucleotides long. RefSeq names its product woronin body major protein. Gene Ontology annotation, molecular function: translation elongation factor activity; ribosome binding; RNA binding. The record is from RefSeq and is a predicted model, not a curated record. Bases 1 to 411 code for a protein of 136 amino acids. NCBI's taxonomy places the organism in Eukaryota, Fungi, Ascomycota, Eurotiomycetes, Eurotiales, Aspergillaceae. The transcript has a single exon. Gene Ontology annotation, biological process: positive regulation of translational elongation; positive regulation of translational termination.
AUGCCGGAAAUACCUUGUUCAUCCAUCCGCAUCGGUGAUUUUAUUAUGCUGGAGGGCAGGCCCUGCGAAGUUACCGCAAUCCCAACCUCCACCUCCACUACACGCGAGCAGCUUAGAUACCUCGGUGUCGACCUUUUCACUCACGAGACUCACGGUGAUACUCCCUCAACGCCGGAUCUGAACAUGCCAGGUGUUGUCUUUAGGUCCUACCAAGUCUUGGAUUUUUCUGAUGGCCAUGUCACUGGUAUGGAUGAUGAAGGAAAUGUUAAGCAAGGCAUACCCGUUAUGAAUAGAUCGAAUCUUUGGAAUCGAUUGAAUAAAGCGUUCGAAACGAGUGAAGGAAAGGUUCGGGCUCAAGUCGUCACUGAUCAAGGGCAGGAGCUUGUUGCGGAUAUCAAAAUUGUGAGUUAG